Messenger RNA from Acanthopagrus latus (yellowfin seabream), 7231 nucleotides. RefSeq names its product deltex 1, E3 ubiquitin ligase (gene dtx1). The record is from RefSeq and is a predicted model, not a curated record. Lineage: Eukaryota; Metazoa; Chordata; Actinopteri; Spariformes; Sparidae. Gene Ontology annotation, biological process: Notch signaling pathway; protein ubiquitination. The coding region runs from base 1134 to 3062 and encodes 642 amino acids. The transcript has 11 exons. Gene Ontology annotation, cellular component: nucleoplasm. Gene Ontology annotation, molecular function: ubiquitin protein ligase activity; zinc ion binding.
GCUGUAAUUGACACUUGGGACGAUUUUCAACGGCUGACCACACAGGUGCGCCCGGACAUUUGUGCGUAAUUUGCGGCCGGCGGGAGAAUGCGUGUUUACCGUGCGAGCGCGCGGCGUUCGGCGUUCGAGGCAGAGACGCGCGUGAGCCGCGGGAUGUGCGCGCGGCUCACGCACUGACGGCCGUGCAACUGGGGCAUGCAUUCACUUUAACACAGCGGACCAACAAGCUGCUGUAGUCUGUGGCACAGUCGCCACCAGGAUACAACGACGGCUCGGUGGGGUUUGUUUUUUUUUUCCCCCCUCCGUGCGGGAGCGUUGGAUUAGCGGAGCUGCGGGAGGAGGAGGAGGAGGAGGAGGAAGAGGAGGAGGAGGAGGGUUUGAAGGAAGAUUUCAGUUUGAAGGAGAGGAGAAAUCACAGAUGUGAAGAAGCAGGUGCGUUACGAGAUUUUGCAGCUGGUUUUGUUUUUUUGUUGGGUUUUUUAUCCCCCUUUCUUUUCGUGCGAUCCGAUGUUCGGCCGGAGCCCGUCAGAUGCAGCCUCUACCUGACAGAUGUGCGGCUCCACAACUGCAGCCUACAGACGGCUGAGUGAUAUGGUGUCUGCUAGGAUUAUGAUAGCAUCUGGCUGCUCUGUUCCAAACCACACCAAUAUGAUGGCAAUCACAGUCAGUCUGCUUCCGAGACAGCUCACAGGCUCCUGUGCGUUUUCUCCCCCUCACUACACUUUAUAAGUAAACAUACUCGCCAGGAGCUGCAGGCCACUAAUGGGGCUCCAGCACAGAGCUGAGAGUGUCCCCUGUCUACCUGCUGCCGCUGUGGAGGACUGAGGCUACUACGGCUGCAGUUCUCAUCAUCAUCACCACCACCACCACCAUCAUCUGCCACUUCAAACACAGCCAAACUCGAGAGGACAGAGGCUGCUUCUGGCUGAUCAAAGCGCCAACAGUCACCUGUAGACGAUGACUCCAGCAGAGCAGCGUGCCUGAGAGCAGCAUGAGAUAAUUGAGAACCACCACACUUAUCGCUGAGUCUUGCUUUUUCCGUUCGCCGCUGAUGAAAAUGUUCCAGUGUGCCAGUUGACUGGCAGGGUUGCAGAGCUGUUUCAAGCCCACGAGCGCAGACGCCGCAGAGAGAGAUGGCUCGUCCAGGAUCAGGGCUGCUGGCGCCCGUCAACGGGCUGGGGUACCCUCCUCAGAACCUGGCCCGGGUGGUGGUCUGGGAGUGGCUGAACGAACACGGGCGCUGGAGGCCCUACACCGCAGCUGUUUGCCACCAUAUCGAGAACGUACUGAAGGGGGACGCCCGGGGAAGUGUGGUGCUGGGGCAGGUGGAUGGCCAGCUCUCCCCUUACAUCAUCGACCUGCAGUCCAUGCACCAGUUCCGACAGGACACAGGCACCAUGAGACCUGUGCAGAGGAACUUCUAUGAGCCGUCGUCUGCCCCGGGGAAAGGCGUGGUGUGGGAGUGGGAGAACGACAACGGCUCGUGGACGCCGUACGACAUGGAGAUCUGCGUGACCAUCCAGAACGCCUACGAGAAGCAGCACCCCUGGCUCGACCUGACCUCUCUGGGCUUCUGCUACCUCAUCGACUUCAACAGCAUGUGUCAGACCAACCGGCAGAGCCAGCGCAAGAGACGCCUGCGGAGACGCAUGGACCUGGCCUACCCGCUCAUCAUGGGAUCGAUCCCUAAGUCGCAGUCCUGGCCCGUGGGGGCCAGCUCCGGCCAGCCCUGCUCCUGCCAGCAGUGCAUCCUGGUCAACAGCACGAGAGCCGCCUCAAACGCUAUUCUAGCCUCUCAGCGCCGUAAGCUCUACGGAGGGACAGCGGGUAACACGGGCGCCACGGGAACCCUCAGCGUGGUGCGACAGAGCAACACCUUUGCUGGAACCUCCCUCUGGUCUCCGACAUCCGCCUCCUCCGGCACCAACAACAAUAACAUAAGUGUGGGAGGUGGGCAAGCCAAAGCUGAACAGGUGCAGUUGCCACUGUCCACUGCCAACUUCCCCUGUUCCCCCGUGAUGCCAUCUCUUUCAUCCGCCCAUGGCCACCACGCUCUCACCAUCAAUGGACAGAACAACCUGAACCGGCCCGGCACCCAGCGCAUUUCCAUGGGCAGUGCCAGAGGAGCCAUCCCACCAGGGGUUCCUGCCCUCCCGGUGAAGAACCUGACUGGAUCUGGACCGGUGCACCCAGCACUAGCAGGCAUGACAGGUAUCCUGAUGUGCGCUGCAGGUCUGCCGGUUUGCCUGACUCGGGCCCCAAAGCCCAUACUGCACCCGCCACCCAUCAACAAGAGCGACAUGAAGCCUGUGCCAGGGAUCAAUGGCAUGCGCCGCAAAACCAAGAAGAAGCACCUGAGGAGAGGCAAAAACCCAGAGGAUGUGGUGCGGCGCUACACAGAGAAGAUUAAAGUGUUGCCAGAUGAGGACUGUACCAUCUGCAUGGAGAGGCUGGUCAUGUCAUCGGGAUAUGAAGGCAUCCUGCAGCACAAAGGCAUCAAGCCAGAGCUGGUGGGCAAACUUGGCAAGUGCGGGCACAUGUACCAUCUGCUGUGCCUGGUGGCCAUGUACAACAAUGGCAAUAAGGAUGGCAGUCUUCAGUGUCCCACAUGCAAAACCAUCUACGGGGAGAAAACGGGCACGCAGCCUCCUGGGAAGAUGGAGUAUCACGUCAUCCCCCACUGCCUGCCCGGUUACCCAGACUCCAAGACCAUCCGCAUCGUGUAUGACAUUCCUGCCGGGAUCCAGACCAACGAGCACCCCAACCCGGGGAAGAAGUUCAGUGCGAGAGGGUUCCCUCGACACUGCUACCUCCCUGACAAUGACAAAGGCAGGAAGGUCCUGAAGCUGCUGAUCAUGGCCUGGGACCGACGUCUCAUCUUCACCAUCGGCACGUCCAGCACCACGGGCGAGUCGGACACAGUGGUGUGGAACGAGAUUCACCACAAGACAGAAUUCGGCUCCAACCUGACAGGCCACGGCUACCCCGACCCCAACUACCUGGACAAUGUCCUGACAGAGCUGUCAGCCCAGGGAGUCGGAGAGGACAACCUAAAGGACUGAUGGCCGGCUGAGCUGGUACACAGGAACAUUACCCACCAUGCCCCGUUUUCUCCCAGAGAAUAGGGACACUGCAUGACGGGUCAACAUGCAGCUGACAACUCUUUACUCCCCACAAACGAAAAAUACCCUGCAGAAGUGGUGGCACAAGAGCAAAAGGAAGCUAAAUAAACGCUGUGGUUAUGAUCAAUAUUUUGAUCCAUUGUAUAACCUGAGAUCUCCCCCCUGCUGUCUCUUGAUUCAUGCAGAUUUUCUCAGAGGGCUGAAGAAUGUAAAGGCAAGGUGACAUUUCUGUCUUGAUGUCAAUAGCUGCAGGUAAAUGUUGUUUAACCCCUUUUAGAUCGAAACCCGAAGCUGUUCCUCUGCAAGGGGCCCAAACUAUACAAAAGGCAUAUUUGUAAAUGCUGAACUCCAGAAUGCAUGGCCCGGACUAACGCUGCAUAAUGAAUGCUGGGCGAAUAUCUGCAAUAGGGUGAGGCGUCGAUAGAUCUGUUGUUGCUUGAUUUUGUGAAGAGAAAUUUAAGAGAAUUUUUGCAGUCUGAAUUUAUCCAGAUCCAUUAUUUGCUCCCGCCCCUUUUCCUCUAAUAAAUAUUGAUGUCCUGUGACAAGUGGUGAAACUUGGUUUUGUGAUUUGAGGGGAAGGAUUGUGGCUGUUAGAGUUGCACGGGGCACCUCAGAUUGUUUCUGAUUCUGACAUGAGGGGCCAGUUGUUGUGUAAAAUGAAAAGUGUUCUGUAUUGCAUUCCAGAGAGCUAAAGGCUAUGAAAUAUUAGUGUCUGGUGAUAAACGUAUGUUGUAUGGUUAACCUUGCAGCCUGUCUAUGAGAGGAGACGUGAAAUACAUGAAACGAGCAUCUUACCAGUCAGUUUGAUGCUUGUUACGAGGUUUGAAGCGGGCCUUUGCCGCACGCCAAGGUUAAACUCAUUUGUUUUGUUGACACACUGAUGACGCUGACCUCUGUGAAUAUAAAGCCUGCAUUAUAUUUCUCCCUGUUGGAGAGGACCCAGGCGUCGGCGCGAUCCAUCAUGCUGACCAUACUGGAGGGGCGAGUGUGUGAUCGUGUGCACGGAGGCUUUAAUAUGCUGGCUGGAGGUCCUUGAGGAGAAAAGCUGAAGGGGCUCCUCGCAGAUGGACGUCCCCUCUUUCAAACCCCCAACAGUUUCCCCUCGAGAUGCAUCCUGAGCAGCGCUUCUGCUCGCCUGCCAUCUACAAGUCUCUGGUGGGCCUGUUUGCUGCGGGGUGGCGCACUGGGCUCCACUGUUUGUACAGCGAGAAGUGAAACAACUCAUCCCCCCGUGCGAGUCGCUCGAUCCUGACGUACGGCCUCGCCCCCACUUUCCUCCUCCUCCUCCUCCUCCUCCUCCUCGGCAGCAGAGCUCAGAGCCUCAUUCGAGGAGGAAGCGCGCUAAUGUUGGUCUGCAGUUGGCUGGGGACUAUUUUUUUUCCCGCGCUCUCCUCUCUCCCUUUCAGAUAUUAUGCCUGCGAGCUGGAGACCUUCUGAAGGUCCUUGGUGGAGAUCUUGUGAUGUUUCUUUAAUCUGAGAUAAAAGAUCACCCAGCGCUGCAUAAUUCUCCAUAAAUAUAUCUGAUCAAUUUUAAUGAGCGGGGUUGUUGUUGAUGUAGGGUUUUAUCGUGCGGGCACCCGGCUGUGAGCUUAAUUUCGGAGUGAAUCAUAGUCUUCCAUAGCACUUUGAGGCAACAGUUUUGUUCAAUCGGUUGUUUGAUUUUUAGGAAAAUGUCUUAAAAUAUGUCCUUUUUUAAGUUGUUGUUUAUAAACCGGCUUGCGAUGCUUUGAAAAAUAUAUAUAAUAUACAUUUGCAGAUGUGAUAUACCUUUAAAUUCAAGCUCAGUUUGAGUCGAUGGUGUAAGUUUAAUUUAUUUUUAUACUCUUCUAUAUAGAGAAUCUAAAGAUAUCGAGUGGCCCACAUAUCUAUACACAGGCACAUGUUAACAUGAAUACAUAAAAUCUGGCAAAGGUGAAUUUGUCAGUAUGUCAGGGACUGUUGAAAUAUGUACGACAUGUUAUGGACGUCUUAUAUUACAAGUAGUCUUAGCGUAUGCUGCUGUCGUGACCUUCAUGUAGAAUCUGUGUAGUUGAUCCUCUGUGGGACCCCCAAUAAAUACGGUAAAUGUGUCUCUACUAUUGGUCGGGGAGCUUUAGCAGCAUGAAGAUGACACCCCCCCCCCCCAAAAAAAAAAUGGGCCAUUUCUCUUUUUCUACUUGUCCUGAACAUGGGAAUGGAUGCAGUCAGCAAUCAUUGAAAGAAGAUGAAAACAGUGCGCCUGGGUUAAAUUGAAGCUACAGAUCAUUCUUGGAGUUUGUUUUAGCCGAGUCAAGCAACAGAUUGGUUGGAUUGACCGCAGUCAGUUGUCAUAUUCGGUACACAGAAUACAAAAGGCCCUGUAAACCUGUUCAAUCAGUUAUUUUCCAUGUCCUAACCCGACCCCUGGCUAGGUCCUACAUAAACACAAUUCAGUUUUCUCCCAAAGUUAGCGCAUUUCGCUCAGCCUUGCUUUAAAUUUUCCAAAAAAACUCUUUUGGGCCAGAUGAGCCUGGCAAGCACUCUAACUAGGCUGAAUAGGUGCCAUCUUUGCAUUUGAUAUCUAGCCUUUCUUAUAGUGUUGCUAGCUAGCUUAGGCUAAACUUCGAUUUAUGCUAAUAUAAACACCAAUAUUUCAUGUUAGAGACUUUGAUCCAGGUUUUCAGGGGCUUUUCUGUACUCUGUGUUUAAAACUCCAACUCUCUGUCACCUUCACAAGCUAAAACAGACCUCUGAAAGUGUUUGUAGUCGAGACUCUGAUGCAGGCCUGGAAUUGUUUUGGCUUGUUCCAUCUCAAGUUUUCUUCUUCACAACCUUUUUGACUCCCUUUAUGAAACAUCAGCAAGAGAGAAUGCUUCCAGUCUAUCAGGGAAUUUUGUCCACAUUGAGUGAAGUCUCAUUAACCAGAGAAAUCCAAAUGUUCGCUUCUUCUUCUUCAACUUUUCCUUUCCAUGUGACGGCCUUGUAGUGUGAGCGACGCAGGCCCUUUAGACUUUUCAGGUGUGUACAGACUUCUACGGGAACGAUGAAUAGAACAUGGUUUGGUAUUUUGUCUGUUUAAGAGAGAGAGAUUGGUGUUUAUGCAAUUUACUAUUUUAAGAUCUGAUACAUGAUUUAAAUGUGUAGCAAGGAGGCGGAUUUUUCUUGGUUUUCAAUGACAAUGGAUGUUUUUCUUUAUGGGGUGCCUACCUCCAGGUUUCUAAACAAAAGGGGGUCGCGAUCCGAGGACGUUCACACGCUAUAUAUUAGAAAACAUAUAUUUUUGAUGUCCUUUUUUUGAAUGAUGAUUGUCUCUAAAAGAACUAUAACAUAACAUUGCUGUAUUACUCUUGUUAAGCCUCGUUCCAUACUCUUUUCCAUUUGAUAAAAAGUGGGAUGAAACCACUUUGUCCUGACAUAACGAAGUAUUUACCUUUGUACUCUCUCGUAUCGUCAACUGCAAAACUGUACUCCUCUCUCUGAACGAUACCUUAACAUUUUGUGUUGAUAAUGCCAGUGUGUUUGUAUCUGUUUGUCCGUGCGAGCGCGUGUGAAUGUGCGCCGAGCCAGCGUCCAGUAAGCGAGUCUUAGGUUCAUGUCCUUUACAGCUACAGUAAUGUUCUCCCAGAGGUGCAUGUCAACCGAACUGUGAGCACAUUUAAUAACUUUUUUCUUUUUUUUUUUUUGCGUCUGAAAACAUCAUGGCUUCUUUAGAGAUGUCACCCGAGUCUUUCUGGUGAUUUAGCACUGUGGUUUUGCGUCUUACUCCGGUUAGUUAGACAGGUGUUUUCCUCUAUCAGGUUUGAUUUCUGCAGAUGGGGGGACGAGGCAGCGUUUGGCUGCCCUCCUCACUUCUCUUUUUGACAUGUGAAACAUUCGAAUGUUUUGCAUUUUUUAAGUGCCCAUUUUUAAUUGACACUUUUCAAAUCAUGAUUUCCGUGGUUUGAUUUCUCUUUGGCAGUGUCCACGUGUUGCUAUUUGAAAUGGUUCAAAACUGCUGAGAUAAACUAAAAGCAAGACAUCGAGAGACAUUGAUUAAACUAUAAAGGGCUUCUUAAUCUAUCGGUCUUUAUUGAAUUGUGAUGAUCUUGUUGCAUGUUUGUGUGUUUCUUGUGGAAAAAUAAAUGUGCCCUCGACAGGGGUAGUUUGUUUGA